AAAACAUUUCUCUAACUUGCUCCGUCAAUCAUUAUAGUAAUUGGCUCCGCUAUCUUGCGCAUAUCUGUGUUUAUAUAUAGUAGACACAUAUGUUGUUGGCGGUAGGGAAGGAAUUAGAUACCUUUGAUUGGAUUGCUCUUUUUAAGAUUUGUUGCUACAGGUGGCUAGGUAGUUGGCUCGAUGUCGGAGGGUCCUCGAUUGCUUUUGCUUUUGCUGUUGCCGUGUAUUAUAAUUUUAAGUAUUGUAAGAAAGGCGAAUGCUGGGGUGACUAGCUCGUAUAUUCGCCACGAGUGGCCUUCUGUCGACAUUCCUUUCGAUAGUCCAAUUUUUGCCGCUCCUAGAGGCUACAAUGCUCCACAACAAGUGCACAUUACUCAAGGAGACUACGAUGGGAAGGCUGUUAUAAUAUCAUGGAUAACACCAGAUGAGCCCGGAUCCAAUACAGUUAAAUAUGGCUUGUCCCGGAAAAAGUAUGAAUUCUCAGCACAGGGAGACACCGUGCGAAAGUACAAAUUUUACAACUAUACUUCGGGAUAUAUUCAUCGUUGUUUACUCGAUGGUCUCCAGUACAACUCAAAAUAUUACUACUUGCUUGGGGAUGGAAAUUCUUCGAGGACAUUUUCGUUUCGAACACCUCCAGAAAUUAAUCCAGAUGCUUCUUACAAAUUUGGGAUUAUUGGUGAUCUUGGCCAAACCUUUAAUUCUCUCGAAACCCUCAAUCAUUAUAAAGAGAGUGGUGCAGAAACAGUGUUGUUUGUAGGCGAUCUUUCGUAUGCUGAUCAGUAUGAUGAUGGACUUGAUAUCGCCGUUCGCUGGGAUUCUUGGGGCCGUUUGGCCGAGCAAAGCGCAGCGUAUCAGCCGUGGAUUUGGACUGCUGGAAAUCACGAAAUCGAAUACUUUCCAAACCUGAAAGAAGUCGUAACUUUCAAAAAUUUUGCCUACCGAUACCCUACGCCUCAUCUUGCUAGCGAAAGCAGUAGUCCAUUAUGGUAUGCCGUGAGGCGAGGACCGGCGCAUAUCAUCGUCUUGUCCAGCUACUCGCCGUUUGUGAGGUACACUCCUCAAUGGAUAUGGCUUAUGGAAGAAUUUAAAAAAGUCGAUCGGAAAAAGACUCCUUGGCUUAUUGUUCUGAUGCACGCCCCGCUUUACAGCAGCAACGAGGCUCAUUAUAUGGAAGCCGAAGGCAUGAGAAUUGUGUUCGAGAGCUGGUUUGUUGAAAAUAAAGUCGAUGUUGUCUUCGCCGGCCAUGUGCACGCCUACGAAAGAUCGCACCGUGUCUCUGGAUUGAUGAAUUCCUUCGAGCCUGCGCCGAACAAAUCAGCUCCGAUUUACAUCACGGUUGGGGAUGGAGGAAACCAGGAGGGUCUUGCUGCAAAGUAUAGAGAGCCUCAGCCGGAUUAUUCUGCGUUCCGCGAAGCCAGCUAUGGACAUUCUACAUUAGAGAUAAAGAAUAGGACUCAUGCCAUAUACCAUUGGUAUCGGAAUGACGAUGGAAAGCGCGUGCCAGCCGAUUCAUUCGUCUUCCACAACCAAUACUGGGCAAUCGAGAAGGGAACUGUCUCAAAUAUGCAGAGCUCUUGAACUACUUCUCUUUAACUUCUCUUCUACUUAUAUUAUAUAGAUAUAUAUAUAUAUAUAUGUGUGUGUGUAAGUAUGUUGGUUGUGUUGUAAUAAAGAUCAGUUUUCAGUGUCUGAAGGAUGAUCUAAUCUGAUUUCAACGAUUCUGUAGCUUAUGAAAUUAUGUAUGUGGUUAAGAUCUUUUAUUCUGCGGGUUCGAAA
Molecule: messenger RNA, 1779 nt
Organism: Andrographis paniculata
Lineage: Eukaryota; Viridiplantae; Streptophyta; Magnoliopsida; Lamiales; Acanthaceae
Product: bifunctional purple acid phosphatase 26-like
Exons: 10
Coding region: 181-1581 (466 amino acids)
Molecular function (GO): acid phosphatase activity; metal ion binding; protein binding
Source: RefSeq, a predicted model, not a curated record